GCCUUCCGGGCUCUCUUCAGCUCUUCGUUCAUGGUCAGCAGGUCUUUGACUCUGGCGAACUUCCUGGGGUCCUUGCGAAUUAGGAAAACGAUGUCCUCCACCUGGACGCGGCCCUGGCGUCCGAUAGACAUGGCUUUGUGGGUCAUUUCCGUGAUAAACUCGAUCACCAGGUCCUCCAGAAUAUCCACAGACUCCGUAUACGGGUUCUGGUCGUCACCAAAUCCGUACAUCAUACACCGGAGCUCCUUGGAAAAGAGCCUCUUUCUCUUCCCACCGUGGCCGACAUCUACUCCGCCGGAUCCGUCCUCCACCUCCUCGUCGAAGCCAGUCUCGUCCUCCUCAUCCGCCAUUCUGCUGGAAACACGCAGAUAAACUGUUUGACUUUUCACUGAGCGGUAAUAUAUUGUUAAGUUAAACACACGGUGAUUCAGGGCAACAUACGGUACCUUGUAGCUGAGCGCGGGGUCACAACCGUGGUUUGUGUUGACUUCCGCCUGUAUCGUCGACUCUGGAUGUGGUUUGAGCAAAAGAAAAAAAGUCUUUCAGAAAACACUGCCCCUGCCGGUUGUCUUCAAGUCUGUUGUCCUUCGAAUAAUGAUCCGCCUAUUACUAUAACGUUACCACAAAGUUUACACUUGUUGCUCAACCAUAUAGUCAACAUGAAUCACGCAGUCCUCUGUGGGUGUUAGGACGGGAUGUGGAUUCAGUUGGGAGAUGCCUUUUCUACAGUAGCUGUCUUUUCUGACAGCUGAUCCUGGCAGACCUGGAUGGCGUGCCCAGUCCAGUUCCUCUGCCGGGGGAUUCGCACUAUUGGACUAGUUCUCCUUUAUUAUGUCUUCUCUAUAGGCAUCACCUUCUAUAACAAAUGGCUGAUGAAGGGGUUUCACUAUCCCCUCUUCAUGACGUUAGUUCACCUCUCCAUCAACUUCUGCCUGUCGGCUCUGACCCGGCGGUCCAUGCAGAGCUGGACAGGGAAACCCCGUAUCAUUCUGAGCUGGAGAGAUUACCUCCGUAAAGUGGCUCCCACAGCCUUGGCAACAGCACUGGAUAUAGGACUUUCCAACUGGAGCUUCCUCUUCAUCACCAUUAGCUUGUACACCAUGACCAAGUCGUCAGCAGUGCUCUUUAUCCUCUUUUUCUCCCUGGUCUUUAAACUAGAGGAGCCGAACCCAUUCCUGAUCCUGGUGGUCCUGCUGAUCUCCAGUGGUCUGUUUAUGUUUACAUUUGAGUCGACCCAGUUCAACCUGGAGGGCUUCAUCAUGGUGCUGCUGGCGUCCUUCAUAGGGGGGAUCCGCUGGACCCUCACUCAGGUCCUCAUGCAGAAGGCAGAGCUGGGGCUUCAGAACCCAAUAGACGCCAUGUACCACCUACAACCUCUCAUGUUUGUUGGCCUCUUUCCUCUCUUCCUGUAUAAUGAAGGGUUGAGCCUCGGUACCUCAGAAAAGUUAUUCCGGGUGACGGAGCUCUCACCUCUCCUGUAUUCAGUCUUCACACUGAGUAUCGGCGGCUUACUGGCCUUUGGUUUAGGCUUCUCAGAGUUCCUGCUAGUCUCCCGAACCUCCAGCCUCACAUUAUCCAUAUCAGGGAUCUUUAAGGAGGUGUGUACCCUGUUUUUGGCAGCAGCUCUGAUGGGAGACAAAAUGAGCAUGCUUAAUUGGCUGGGAUUUGCCAUGUGUGUGUGUGGCAUUUCAUUGCAUGUGGGACUCAAGACAUAUUAUUCCAAAAAUUUGUUGCUAAGUGGCACGAACAAGACCUGUAACUGUCAUGCUCUCCCACUUCUCUUGACCCAAAUCCUUUCCUACAUUUUAAAGCCAGAUUUGUUUUCCCUUUGUCUAUGUGAAUGUCAAGGUCGACUUAAGCUGACGGUCCUGUCAGAGGACAGGCUGCAGAUGAAAUGGAAGGAGGCGGAUGGACCUGUUCAGGGCUACAAGGUCCGAGUGAGGCCCAUCUCAGAGGUGCCACAGCCAGAGCUGAUGCUGACCACCACACGAGGCCGGGCAACGGUGGCAGGAUUGGACUCCAGUCAGGAGUACGCCCUCCAAGUCCUUGUGCUCAAUGGGACGACAGAGAAACUUCUCGCAAAGAGACGAUUCACUAUGGAGGGUCUGCGGGAAGAGGAAAUGAUCCGCAGUGGUAGCCGAGAGCAGAAGAAGAAGACGUUGCCAGGCGGGUCAGGAUCAGGUGAUCUGGACGAUGCAACAGAGGCUCUGGUGGGCCUGCCAACGAUUCUGUAUCCGGACCCCACCACCAGUGCUGCUGCUACAACAGAGCCCCCAGCUAUAGAAAUCCCCUCUCAGCUCCCUGAUGAGACUGCAGAGAAAACCGCCAAAGAAAAGAGGAAGAGGAAGAAAGAGAAAGAGCGAGAUCGUUUUAAGGUGGAGAAUAAAGUGGAGCAGGGGACGACGCAGGGCAAAGCAGCUGAGGAGAAACCCCGGAAAACACCUUUCCCUACCCAGCCGGUUACAGGUAUGUCUCCAAGGAAACCAUUUGAAUGUGACAGCAAUGCAGCAGCGGACAUCAUGUUGUUGGUGGAUGGCUCCUGGAGCAUCGGACGCACCAACUUCAGACGUGUCAGAGACUUCUUGGAGGGCCUGAUGACACCUUUCCACAUAGGACCGAACCACAUUCAGAUAGGUCUGACCCAGUACAGUGGAGACCCCCGCACAGAGUGGCAGCUCAACAACUUCACUACUAAAGACCAACUGCUGGAGGCAGUAAGGAAUUUCAGAUAUAAGGGAGGAAACACAUUUACAGGCCAGGCGCUGCUCCACGUCAUGGAGGAGAACAUGCGGGCCCAGGCAGGGGCAAGGUCGGACACACCAUUUUUCCUGGUCUUGUUGACCGAUGGGAAAUCUCAAGAUGACGCUAUUGCUGCAGCAAGCCGGCUGAAGAAUGCUGGCGUGGAGAUCAUCGCUGUAGGUGUAAAGAACGCUGAUGAAGCCGAGUUAAGACAAGUGGCGUCGGAGCCUGUGGAUCUGAACGUCUACAAUGUCAAUGACUUCCCUCUGCUCAGCAAACUGGUGGCACGACUAGUCCACAUCCUGUGUGGGAGGAUAGAGGACCGUGGCAUCUCAAAACGAAUGGAGCCUGGCCCGACAGCAGACCCGGCCCUCUCCUACCCCAGUCCGACUGAUCUCCGGUUCUCUGAACUGGGUUCCAGAGAAGUGAAGCUUCACUGGACCAAUCCUGCAAAGCCAGUCCAACAGUACAGAGUGGUCUACCAUAGCGCAGAGGGUCAGAGUCCACAGGAGGUGGUACUGGCCGGCUCAGAGUCCACUGUGUUGCUGGAUGGCCUCUCCUCUCAGACGCUGUACCAUGUGUCCAUCUUCCCUGUUUAUGAAGACAAUGUUGGCCUGGCGCUCAGAGGAACUGUCACUACAUUGGCCCUGGCCGUGCCGUCCAACCUGGAGGUGACGCCUUCCUCUUACAGCACGCUGCGAGUGAGUUGGGGUGCAGCACCUGGUGCAACACAGUACAUGAUCCUGUACUCAGCACUCAACCACGGAGAGCCUGAUGACGCCAAGGAGGAGAAAUUCAGUGCAGACCAGACAGUGGUGGAGCUGGCAGGGUUACUGCCAGCAACAGACUACUCUGUCACUCUUUAUGCCCUCUAUGACGAGGACCCGAGCGACCCUGUCACUGCUGUUGCCACCACUUUCCUCCUCCCACCGCCGGCGAGUAUUCAGUUCCCGAAGGUCACCCACAGUAUGCUGAGGGUGAGCUGGGUGCCAGGAGCCUUGGACGUCCCCGGCCACAGGAUCACCUACAGCACCAACCACGGCAGUGACAUCAAGCGGGUGGAGGUAACAGGACUGAACUCCGUGCUGGUGCAGAACCUGUCGUCUCUGUCUAGGUAUCUGGUUUCAGUCCAGUCUCACUACCCACAAGGCCUGUCUGCAGCUCUCACCAGUAACGUCACCACACUGAAGGUGCCUUCCCCAUCAGACCUCAGGGUGACUAACUUCUCAGGCAGUGAUAUCACCGUGCGCUGGGAGGCUGCAGCUGAUGAUGUUGUCUCUUACCUCAUAAAGUGGAUCUCCCUCAGUGGAGGAGACCUGAGACAGCUGCGGGUGAGUGGUGAGAGUGAAGGGGCGAUCCUGGAGGGGGUAGAGGACGAUAAGGAAUACCAGAUCUCUCUGUCUGCACUUUAUGGAGAUGGCGCUCAGAGUGAAGCUGUGGCAAUACGCUACAGCACCUUGUCUGGUGGUGGCCCAUCCAGCGUAACGGUCUCCGAGGAGACUGCCGUCAGCUUGGUGGUCAGCUGGAUACCUCCCAACGCUCAUGUCCUCCAGUAUCGCGUGUCUUACACUGCGCUGAGUGGAGCUGAAACCCAGGACAGCACUGUGUUAGUCCCAGGUGGUGAAAAGCGGGUGGUGCUAGAGUCAUUACAGCCAGAUACACGGUACAGCAUCCUGGUCACCGCAGAGUACCGCAACAGAGAAGGAGGCAGCGGUUCAGCUCAGGGCAAAACCACCAGUCUGCGGGUCAGCAGUGUGAGUGUGGUCAGGUCAGACCACUCCAGUAUCUGUGUGUUAUGGAGACCUGUGUCUGUGGUUGAUGGAUAUCGUAUUGUCAUCCAGUCCGUCAAAGACAAGCGGAAAAAGGAAGAAACGGUUGAUGAGACCAGCAGCAGUCACUGCUUCACUGAUCUGGAACCACAGACUCUGUAUCGCAUCAGCGUGCACUCGCUUCUCGACUCAGCAGAGGGCGCUGCCGUCUCCAUUCUCCAUCCAACAGCUACAGCUCCAGCCAGAAUUCCCAUCCAUCCCCGGCUGUACCCUAUCCACAACGAAGUCUGUCCUGCAGUCACCAUCAGAAACAGCAUUGUUAAAGGAUUUGACAUGAUGGAAGCCUUUGGUCUGACUCAGAAAGCUCACUCGUCUGUGGAGGGCGUGGCAGCCGAGCCUUUUGUCUUCAACACCCUCCCCACCUACACCCUGUACAGAGACGUCCAGCUGACACAGAGCACCAAGUUCAUCCACCCAGCAGGUUUCUCUCCAGAGCACACCAUCAGCAUCACCUUUCGCAUGUUGCAGGAUACACCCAGAGAGCCCUUCGCCCUCUGGCAGCUCACUGACAGUGACUUCCAGCCCAAGAUGGGUGUGGUGCUUGAACCUACUACAAAGCAUCUGGUGUAUUUUAGUCUGGACUACAGGGGGGAAGUACAGGAACUGACCUUUGACCAGCCGCAGGUCCGCAGACUGUUCUUUGGCAGUUUUCACAAGGUUCACCUGUCUGUCAGCCAGGUGAGUGUGUCUCUGUCUGUGGACUGCCAGCAUGUGGGUGAGAGGCCUGCCCGCCCCCUAGGCAACCUGCCAACUGACGGCUUUGAGAUGCUGGGAAAACUGGUGAAGACCAGAGGGCCCAAAAGUGGAUCUGCAUCGUUCCAGCUGCAGUCCUUUGAGAUUGUCUGUAACACAACAUGGGCUUCAGACGACACCUGCUGUGACCUGCCUGGAGUGCGAGAUGAGGAGAGCUGUCCUGCCCCGGCGUACACCUGCACCUGUUCCUCUGACAUCCCAGGAGCUCCUGGUUCCCCUGGACCAACUGGAAAGCCAGGUCCUCGUGGUGAGAAAGGCGAGAAGGGAGAACUUGGUCAAAAGGGGGAGGUGGGUCCUCCAGGAAAGCCUGGAUUUGAGGGAGGUCUUGGACCCCUGGGCAACACAGGCCCCCGAGGCAUGGCCGUGCAGGGCAAAAUGGGUCCCCCCGGUGCAAGGGGGGAAAAGGGAGAUCUUGGGCGACCAGGCGUCCAGGGUUUACCAGGACCUCCAGGUCCAAAAGGGGAAGAGGGGAUCCCAGGCUCCAAGGGCAUUAGAGGGAUCGAAGGUAACAUCGGUGCACCCGGCAUCACUGGACCCAGGGGUUUCCAAGGAAUGCCAGGACACCCAGGGCCUCUAGGGGAAAGGGGACCCUCAGGACCUGUGGGACCUACGGGUCUGCCAGGGAAUAAAGGGGAGCGGGGAGAGAAGGGGGAACCUCAGUCUAUGGCCAUGAUCUACCAGCUAGUCACACAGGCCUGUGAGCAACUAGUGCACAAGGAGGUGUUGAAGCUUGACAUGUUUAUUAAUGAGAUAAGUCGUAAGCCAGCUCCUAUUGAGGAGCCAGUCGGACCCCCAGGGGAACCUGGUAUGCCAGGGACCAAGGGACCACCAGGCUCCAGGGGAACUCAGGGGAGUGUAGGCCCAAGGGGGAGACCUGGCAGGGCUGGAUAUCCAGGAGAACAGGGAAGGAGAGGUAUGCCAGGGGGGAAAGGUGAUGUAGGAACCAAUGUUGAGGGACCCAUAGGGAUUAAAGGAUUCGCAGGUCCUCCAGGUGAGUCCAAGACGGGAGUCACAGGUUCCAAGGGACAUGAUGGUAAGCCAGGACCUCCAGGGAUCCCCGGACCUCCUGGAAAGCCAGGCGAGGUUGGACCACCGGGUGUGUGUGACAGCAGUGGAGGCUGCCACAGAGUUCCCCAACAAACAGAGGAUCCUUAUUAUGGCUACUAGCCUUGAGUGGAUAUUCACAAGCAGGCGGCAGUGGUAAAGGAGACUGAUGCCUGUUGGAAAUGACUAUGGUUCCUUUGGAGCUGAAUGAAUGGAGCUAAAAAGGCAACACUGAAGAUGUUUGGUGUGUUUUGCCACAUACUGAGGCGGAAGCAUCAUCGUGUGUGAGAAAAGGAAACAAUACAGGAAGGAUCUCUCUGUCCUCUUGCUAUACUGUUCUUUGACAGAAACAAUGCAAGUAGGAAGCUUUCUAAUAUAUUAUAGUAUUUUGAUGAACAGAUAGCAUCAUAAAUAUUUUCCCACUGGGAUCAGUAAAUUGCUGUCUUAUACACCAUAUUCGCACUGAAACCUUUUGUUACUGUUAUGUAUUCAUGCACUGUAUCAUUGCCAAGUAGUUUAGCCACAUGUGUUAAAUUUCUACCUAUUUCAUUUGCCAUUCUAACCUUAACUGCCUCAAGGAUAAUGAAAAUGCAUAAUCCAUGGUGUAAAAGCUUCUUUUUGUUCCAUGGUAUAAAUGAUACUGUGAGAAUGUCUGUUGUCAUCUGUAUGAUAAUUUGUAUAUUGUUUAUUAUAUAUACUGUAUACAGUUAUUCGUGUAUGAUAUUUUAUACUGUACCUAUCCAUAUUGAUACCUGUUUACAUUUCCUGAUGUCCUGGGGUUUGGGUGAUAAACUUUACGUGUGCGUGUGUGUGUGUGUGUGUGUGUGUGUGUGUUUGUGUGUGUGCGUGUGUUUGAGAGAGCAAAACAGAAAGAGUGUGUCAGAAAGAUGUUUGGGUUUUGUAUGUUUUUUUUAUCUUGUUAAUAAAAAGUAAUUAAUA
Messenger RNA from Micropterus dolomieu (smallmouth bass), 7304 nucleotides. RefSeq names its product solute carrier family 35 member C2-like. Gene Ontology annotation, biological process: UDP-glucose transmembrane transport. Gene Ontology annotation, molecular function: antiporter activity; protein binding. Gene Ontology annotation, cellular component: endoplasmic reticulum-Golgi intermediate compartment; Golgi apparatus; cis-Golgi network. The coding region runs from base 768 to 6488 and encodes 1906 amino acids. Lineage: Eukaryota; Metazoa; Chordata; Actinopteri; Centrarchiformes; Centrarchidae. The transcript is spliced from 50 exons. The record is from RefSeq and is a predicted model, not a curated record.